AAGAAGAGGUACAUUAUUAUGGAUAGCUUCAUAAAUACCUCAGAGACACUGUGGAUUUUAUUAGGUCUAGUUUUGUCAAAGCAAUGAUGAGGCUGUGUAUGAUUCAUUUGUGUCUGAUACCUCUUCUAAGAUACUGCUUUAGUGAAGAAUGUGUUCCAAACUUAAGGGUGGAUGUGGACUUCCCUGGCAGCGAUGUGCUGCAGAUCUUCUCCCCUGAUGAGCUCCACUGCCAGCGGGCCUGCAGCCAGCAUCACUCCUGCCAGUUCUUCACCUUCAUCAGACCUGACUGGACCAGGGACAGCAGGCAUUUCUACUGUUACCUCAAGCACACAAACUCUGGGGAACCAUCUGAAGUGACCGAGCUGGAGGGGGUGACAUCAGGCUACUCCCUUAAGAACUGCAACGAGACGACUGAAUGUUUUUCGGACUUAAGGGUGGAUGUGGACUUCCCUGGCAGCGAUGUGCUGCAGAUCUUCUCCCCUGAUGAGCUCCACUGCCAGCGGGCCUGCAGCCAGCACCACUCCUGCCAGUUCUUCACCUUCAUCAGACCUGACUGGACCAGGGACAGCAGGCAUUUCUACUGUUACCUCAAGCACACAGACACUGGGGAACCAUCUCGAGUGAACAAGCUGGAGGGGGUGACAUCAGGCUACUCCCUUAAGAACUGCAAUGAGACAACUGGUGGGCUCACUCGGCUUCCUCCUCACUUCAGAUCAGAUGGGUGUUUGUCAUCUGUCUAUGAGGAUGUAGACUUCUAUGGAGCCGAUUAUCACUCCCUGUUCACAGCAGACUAUAAGGAGUGCCAGAGAGCCUGUACAUCAGAUCCAGGAUGUCGGUUCUUUUCCUGGCUGAAUGAUGACUUUGCCAUAGGCCUGUACAAAUACAAAUGCCACCUGAAGUUCAGUUGGUCAGUUUCAAAACCGCCAGCACUGAAGAUCCUGAGUGGGGUUGUGUCAGGCUUCUCACAAAAGGUCUUCCAGAUCAACAGUCGGUCAGAUUGUCAAACUGAACAGUGUGAGGCUCGGAUCCUCACAAAUACGGAUUUCCCCGCUCACGAUUUUGAACAGAUUCCUGCCGUGUCGGCGGAGCACUGCCAGUUCCUCUGCUCUGCUCACCCUAAAUGCACCUUCUUCACUUAUCAAAAACAGAAGGUGCGUUGCUUCCUGAAGAAUUCAAAGGAUCAGAAGCCAAUGCAGAGUAAAGAAGACCUGUAUUCUGGAAUGCCAUCACGCUUCUGUGAACUUCCUAAGGACUGGGCAACAAUUCGUUAUGAGGGCCUAGAUUUUCCUGGCUUUGACAUCCGCUACGUGAAACUGGAUGACCCCAAUUCCUGUGAGGCGCUAUGCACGGCUGAUCCUCACUGCCAGUUCUACACCUAUGUCUACACAUCUUUUUAUGAGCCUGACUUCAGGAGGCGGUGUUACCUAAAGAGGGUCAUCACAAUGCCUGUGCCUCCUAAAGUGGCAUCCCUGAAAGGGGUGAUGUCUGGAUUUUCUUUGAGGGGCUGCCAUAAUCCUAAUAAAACAGAAGAGGCUACGGCAGCGGUGGAAAAGGCUUUAGGAUGUGAAAUCUGAAAUCCAGGUGUAGUCCAUCUCCUGUCAUGCAGAGAUCCUCACCUGUUCCUGGACCUGUAGAGACUACUACAGCUGGAGCAUCACUGCUGUUGGCAAAAUAUAUUUGUUGUGGUCUGCCCGUAAAUGCUGGCAGUGGAGGUUAUAAAAAAAUGUAAAAAAAUAAUAAUAAGAUAACCUGC
Molecule: messenger RNA, 1753 nt
Organism: Sardina pilchardus (European sardine)
Lineage: Eukaryota; Metazoa; Chordata; Actinopteri; Clupeiformes; Clupeidae
Product: plasma kallikrein-like
Exons: 12
Coding region: 84-1574 (496 amino acids)
Biological process (GO): proteolysis
Cellular component (GO): extracellular region
Molecular function (GO): protein binding
Source: RefSeq, a predicted model, not a curated record